This is a messenger RNA of Nicotiana attenuata, 993 nucleotides long. RefSeq lists its product as uncharacterized. The record is from RefSeq and is a predicted model, not a curated record. The coding region runs from base 53 to 760 and encodes 235 amino acids. NCBI's taxonomy places the organism in Eukaryota, Viridiplantae, Streptophyta, Magnoliopsida, Solanales, Solanaceae. The transcript has 7 exons.
UAUUUGGCCUACCCAAGUAGUAUAGAGGAUAAGGAGAGAGAAAGGAAGGGAUAUGGCAAGAGCUGGAAGCUGGAUAUCAUCAAGAAGCUCCAUAUCCCAACCACAACCUAUUAAACCCUUCUUCUAUUUUUCCCUAAACAACACCAAAGCUUCAUUAAAAGGAAAUGACUUCUCAUUGAUAACAAAAAGAAGUCAAAGGGCUUCAAAGCGUUUGGUGACAAUUUCUACCUCUGAUGGAAAAUGGCAUGGGGAAUGGAAGUGUGACUACAUUUUCUCUCUUCGAGAUCUUCAACUUGAAGAUUUAGCUGAAGAUGGCCAUAAAGAUACUCAAGUUUCCAUUAAUCUUUGUAUUCACAAGCACACAGGUUUUGGGCUCUCAGUGGAUGGAAGAGUUAUCACAUCUUUCACUAGAAAAUGCAGCAACUGCUCUUCCCCAUACUGCAGAGAGAUUGAUGCAAGCUUUAAGGUUUGGGUUUUACCAUCAAGCAGAGAAAAAGGAUCAGCUACGGAUGAGCUUCCAGUGCUUGGUUGGGAUGAUCCAUCUGUUAUCUAUGUGAAACCAGGAUUUGAAGCUGACCUUGAUUCUCUAAUACAAGAUACCAUAAGCCUUGCUGCCGCUGUUAAAGAGACUUGUUCAGAAUCAUGUGAAAAAUCUGAACCUAAAUUACACCCUUUGGGCAAACAGAAUGCUGCUUCAAUUGAUAGGAGAUGGUCCAGAUUAUUGGAGCUCAAGAAGGUAACGUUAAUGAAAUCUCAAUAAAGCCUACGGGGUGAGAUUGAUUAUUGCACCAACGCUAAAAGAAGUUGGCUUUUAUUGACUCAAUCCCCAAAGGAUGGAAAUAGAUAUUUGCGUUUGGAUCCAUCCCUCAUCACUCAAAUAUUGUAGACAGUACUGUUGAUCUUAAAGGACAAGGCAAAUACUGUAUAUUAGGAAUAAAAAGAAGGCAUUCCUUUCUCUUUUUGUUCAAAGUCUAUAUAUAUUUUGUUGAUACA